CGGGGCAGAAUAGAUGGGCGUUCUUCCGAUGCAUGACAGUUGACACACUCUCACGGAGCACGGAUGGGACCAGGCAUUAUUGCUGUACCUGUCAUAUACCAAUCCAACAAAGACGCUACACUGGAGCCGUUCUCAGUCGUCUUCCAUCCAUCCGCCUGCUAAUUUCCCCUCCCAGAAGCCACCACGCCGUCCAUAGAUUUCAGCUGGUUACGCCUCCCGGGACACUGAGUGCUAAAGCCUACUCGGCGACCAGCGUCGCAGGUAUUCACAAGAACUGCUUCAUGCCCUGACUAUACACAGCACCUGCUUCCACCGGCCUCUGCAGCUGACGUCCAGCGGCCGCCCUGGCAAGUGACUGCUCAGUGGUCAGCUUCUUGUCCAGUUUGCCGAUCAACAACAUCAGGCAGUGGAGGUGAACUAUCUUUGCACUUGCAACAACAGGAGGGGACGGAUUGUAGUAGUGAAGAGCAUACAGAAAGAGAAGAUGGAGUUUGUAGUGGGUGCUUCGGAAGCUACCAUGAAGUCUCUCCUAGGCAAGUUGGGCAGCCUCCUUGCCCAAGAGUACUCUCUGAUCCGUGGCGUCCGUGGUGACAUCCAAUACAUCAAUGAUGAGCUCGCCACCAUGCAAGCCUUUCUUGGCGACCUUGGUUCUGCCCUGGACGACCAUGAUCGUCGGCUCAAGAGCUGGAUGAAGCAGAUCCGUGACAUGGCAUACGACAUGGAAGACUGUGUCGAUGACUUUGCUCAUCGCCUCCCUCAAGACUCCCUCAGCGAUGCAAGAUGCUCCUUCAUCAUGACGGCAGUCUAUGAGGUGUGGACAUUUUGGCCUCGCCGCGACAUUGCUUCCAAGAUUUCUAAGCUCAAGAUCCGGGCGCAACACAUUGCUGAGCGGCGCAGCAGAUAUGGAGUGGACAACCCAACAAGAAGCAGCUCUAGAACCGAAGCAACCCAUGCUGUUACGUAUGUCAUUGCUGAGCAUCUGAUGGCGAGACGUCAGCUCAUCCACACGGAGAAUCCUGUGGGAGUGAAGGUCGAUAUGGAUAAGCUCAGGGGUUGGCUAACCAAACAAGAUAAAGGAUCACAUCGAGUUGUUGUGUCCUUGAUUGGAUUCGGGGGUGUGGGAAAGACCACCAUUGCCAUGGCACUGUACCGAGAUUUCAGGAAUGGAUUUGAUUGUCGUGCGUCAGUCACGGUGUCUCAGAACUUCGACGAAGAUGAGGUCCUCAGGGAUAUUCUUGGUCAAAUCAAGGCAACAGAUAGUCAAACCAAACAAGAGGAGGAGCAUGAGGACAACAUCACAGGGAAGUUGGAGAAGAAAAAUCUAGUUGCAGACAUUAAAAGUUCAGUGAAGCGAAUUGUGCCACUGCUCUCUGGUCACAGGCUGCAAAGCAAUGAUGGCACCACGCAUAGUAAGAUAGAAACAAUGAACCGUGACCAACUUAUUGUAGAACUCAGAAAGAGACUGCUUGGAAGGAGGUAUCUCCUCUUGAUUGAUGAUAUAUGGUCUGUAGAAACAUGGGGGGCCAUUAGACAAUGGUUGCCACAUGAUAAUAAUAAUGCAACAGAUAGUAGAGUAAUAGUAACUUCAAGAUUUCAAGCUGUUGGUGCAGCGUGCUCAGAAAGAACUGGGACUGAUUAUCUCCAUACAGUAAAUGUUCUAAGUGAUGCUGAAUCCAAAAGUCUAUUUCAUCAGGGUAUUUCUGAAUCCCAAAGCAAGGAAGAAAGUGAAAGAAAGGACGCAAGAUCUCAAGCUGUUGGUACUGAGUCCUCCGUAGGAGAUGGUAAUGCCGAUGCCAAAAAUCUGUUUAAUCAUAUUUCUGGUGCACAAAGCAGCAAAGAAGGCGAAAGAAAGGAUACAAGAUCCAAAGUUGUUGAUACUGAGUCCUCUGAGGGAGAUGGAAUUGAUCAUCUGCAAUCAGCUGAUGUUCCUAGUGUGCUUAAUAAUCGUGUUUCUGAUCAACAAAGUAGUGAAGGAAAGGAGAAAGAAGAGAUAUGGAAAUAUUGUGGGGGCCUGCCUUUGGCCAUAGUCACCAUGGCUGGCCUUGUGGCCUGCAACCCCAAAAAAAACAAUGAUCAUUGGAGUAAAGUUUGCAAGUCAAUAUUUCCAGAGCAGGUGGCUCCCCUUACAUUGGAGGGGGUCUCAAGGAUACUUGAUUAUUGCUACAAUGAUUUGCCAGCAGAUCUCAAGACCUGCUCAUUGUACUUGAGCAUAUUCCCCAAGGGCUCAAAAAUUAGUAAGAAGCGUCUGACCCGGCGAUGGAUAUCUGAAUGCUUUGUCGCUGAGAAGCAAGGGCUGAGUGCAGAGGAAGUCGCAGAAACAUACUUCAAUCAGCUUGUAAGCAGGAAGAUAAUACGCCCUGUGGAUCACAGCAGCAAUGGGAAGGUAAAAUCUUUCAAAGUUCAUGACAUGAUUCUUGAAUAUAUCGUGUCCAAGUCAAGCGAAGAGAAUUUCAUUACUGUUGUUGGUGGACAUUGGUUGAUGCCAACUCCUAGCAACAAAGUCCGUCGACUCUCCAUGCAAAGCAGUGGUUCCAAGCAUGAGAAUUCAACAAAAGGCAUGAACUUGUCUCAAGUGCGGUCAUUGACAGUGUUUGGAAGCCAGAACAGACGACUCCCUUUCCAUUCAUUCAAUAAUGGAAUAAUACAAAUGCUAGAUCUUGAGGGUUGGAAGGGUUUGACAGAUAAACAUCUAAAGGGCAUAUGCAAAAUGCUUGUGCUGAAGUAUUUGAGCCUCCGACGAACAGAGGUUACUGAGAUUCCCUCAAAGAUUGAAAAGCUCCAGUAUCUAGAAACUCUUGACAUAAGGGAGACCAAUGUCGAAGUGUUGCCCAAGGCUUUUGGACAGCUCAAACGGCUCCGUAGCAUGCUUGGAGGGAGUAAAAAUCCACGGAAGGCACUGAAGUUGCCAGAUGAGAAAAAUAAGGAGCCGAUGAAAGCCCUCUGUAUACUCUCAGGGAUUGAGAUCGGCGGGGACUCAUCAGCUGUAGCAAGCCUUCAUCAGCUGACAGGCCUAAGGAAGCUUGGCAUUUACAAGCUCAAUAAACGGAAAGGCGACCAGACCUUCACACAGUUACGCUCCGCCAUUGAAUACCUCUGCAGUUGUGGUCUGCAGACUCUUGUAAUAAAUGAUGAGAGCUCUGAAUUUAUUAACUCCUUGGACACCAUGUCUGCUCCUCCAAGGUACAUCAUUGGCCUAGAGCUGUCUGGCAAGAUGGAAAAGCCCCCAAAGUGGAUAGAAAAUCUCGAGAACCUCUUCAAGCUGACCCUUUCUAUGACCGUUCUCAAGACUGAUACUUUCAAGCUCAUCCAGAAACUGUCCAAAUUGUUUUCUCUCACCUUUACACUCAGUGCACCAAAGGAUGAUCGGGACAUAGUGGACAUCCUUCAGGAAAAUAAACAGCUUACUGGUAGGGAGAUCAUUAUUCCACCUGGAGGAUUCAAGAAUCUAAAGCUGCUUCGCUUCUUUGCAACUCUGGUGCCAAGGCUGAGCUUUGCAGUCACUGGAGAAGAGGUAAUGCCAACACUGGAGAGGAUCGAUAUGCGGUUCCAAGCCUUUGAAGGGAUCUACGGCAUAGAGACUCUUAAAUGUCUCCAGGAGGUGCAUCUCAGUGUUGGUAAUCAAGCGGAUGAAAUAACUAAGUUGUUGGUACAAGAUUUGAAGGACACCCCCAAGUACUUGGAUGAAAUGUACGCCAGCAAGUGGCCAAAGAUAAUCACCGAGUGAAGAGAUUGGAAUAUGUCACAUUAUCUUUCAGUUGACCAACAAAUCAUCUGGUACGUGUUCUAUAAUUAAGUGGGGGUUAUUUCAUCAAGUCUGUGUUGCCUUCUCGGGGGCUAAAUAAACAGACUGCAUCCAUUAUUGAUUCUUGUAAUGCAUAUGUAUGUGGUACUGCUGAAUCCGUCACUGAUUCUUGUACUUUGUACUUCUAUUGUAAUGUUUCUUCCAUUAUUGAUCUUUUUGAACUUACCCCGUGUUCGAUUAUGGUGUGUGUAUAUCCCACAGUAUGUGUUUGACUGAGAUUUCUGUACCCUAUAUUUAACUAAAUAGCA
Messenger RNA from Triticum dicoccoides, 4050 nucleotides. RefSeq names its product disease resistance protein Pik-2-like. Gene Ontology annotation, molecular function: ADP binding. The coding region runs from base 485 to 3724 and encodes 1079 amino acids. The record is from RefSeq and is a predicted model, not a curated record. The transcript has 4 exons. Gene Ontology annotation, biological process: defense response to other organism. Lineage: Eukaryota; Viridiplantae; Streptophyta; Magnoliopsida; Poales; Poaceae.